This is a messenger RNA of Cucurbita moschata (crookneck pumpkin), 1673 nucleotides long. Its product is annotated as trans-cinnamate 4-monooxygenase. Gene Ontology annotation, molecular function: heme binding; trans-cinnamate 4-monooxygenase activity; iron ion binding. The coding region runs from base 57 to 1574 and encodes 505 amino acids. Gene Ontology annotation, biological process: lignin metabolic process. The record is from RefSeq and is a predicted model, not a curated record. The transcript has 3 exons. NCBI's taxonomy places the organism in Eukaryota, Viridiplantae, Streptophyta, Magnoliopsida, Cucurbitales, Cucurbitaceae.
UCAACCACUCUCAUCAACCAUCCACUAAACUUUCAUUUCAAUCAAUCCUCUCCGCCAUGGAUCUCCUCCUCCUGGAGAAGACUCUAGUCGGUCUCUUCGUCGCGGUGGUUCUCGCCAUCGCCAUUUCCAAACUCCGAGGCAAGCGGUUCAAGCUUCCGCCAGGGCCAUUGCCGGUGCCGAUCUUUGGUAACUGGCUACAGGUCGGCGAUGACUUGAAUCACCGAAAUCUGACGGAUCUCGCCAAGAAAUUUGGGGAUAUCUUCUUGCUUCGGAUGGGACAGAGGAACCUUGUGGUGGUCUCCUCGCCGGAACUGGCUAAGGAGGUGCUCCAUACUCAGGGAGUCGAAUUUGGAUCUAGAACCAGAAACGUUGUCUUCGAUAUCUUCACUGGAAAAGGUCAGGAUAUGGUUUUCACUGUCUAUGGUGAGCACUGGAGGAAAAUGAGACGGAUAAUGACGGUUCCGUUUUUCACUAACAAAGUGGUACAACAAUACCGUUACGGAUGGGAGUACGAGGCCGCAAGCGUUGUGGAGGACGUGAAGAAGAAUCCAGAAUCGGCGACGAGUGGAAUCGUUCUCCGGAGGCGGUUACAGCUAAUGAUGUACAACAAUAUGUACAGGAUUAUGUUCGAUAGAAGAUUUGAGAGUGAGGACGAUCCUCUGUUUCAGAAACUUAGGGCUCUGAACGGAGAGAGGAGCCGAUUGGCGCAGAGCUUCGAUUACAACUAUGGCGAUUUCAUCCCGAUUUUGAGGCCAUUCUUGAGAGGUUAUCUCAAAAUCUGCAAGGAAGUUAAGGAAACAAGGCUCAAACUAUUCAAGGACUAUUUCGUCGAGGAGAGGAAGAAAUUGGCGAACACAAAGAGCACAUCAAACGAGGGAUUGAAAUGUGCAAUUGAUCACAUAUUGGAUGCUCAACAGAAAGGAGAAAUCAACGAAGACAAUGUCCUUUACAUUGUUGAGAACAUCAAUGUUGCAGCUAUCGAAACAACAUUAUGGUCCAUUGAAUGGGGCAUUGCGGAGUUGGUAAACCACCCUGAGAUUCAAAGGAAGUUGAGGAAUGAGCUUGACACUGUACUUGGAGCUGAUGUCCCGAUCACUGAGCCCGACACCUACAAGCUGCCUUACCUGCAGGCUGUGAUCAAGGAAACUCUCCGUCUUCGGAUGGCCAUCCCAUUGCUUGUGCCGCAUAUGAACCUCCAUGAUGCGAAGCUUGGGGGUUACGACAUUCCAGCUGAGAGCAAGAUCUUAGUGAAUGCCUGGUGGCUAGCCAACAACCCCGCCAACUGGAAGGACCCUGAAGUGUUCCGCCCUGAGAGGUUCUUGGAGGAGGAGUCGAAGGUUGAGGCCAACGGCAACGACUUCCGAUACCUUCCCUUUGGCGUUGGUAGAAGAAGUUGCCCUGGCAUCAUCUUGGCUCUGCCAAUCCUUGGCAUUACAAUUGGACGUUUGAUUCAAAACUUCGAGCUGCUUCCUCCUCCUGGACACUCCAAGUUGGACACCUCAGAGAAAGGCGGCCAAUUCAGCUUGCACAUUUUGAAGCACUCCACCAUUGUUGCCAAGCCAAGAGUGUUCUAAGCUUAAGCUUCAAAUGUUUCUUGUUUUUACGCCCUCUUGAAAUUACGUGUUGUAUACACUUGGGGAAGAUUUUGAAUGUUCAAAUGCUUUAUUUUUAUA